AUGUCGUUGUUGAUUGUCGGCGCUGGUGUUUUUGGGCUCUCUGCCGCGAUUGAAGCGCAGAAGAAGGGAUAUAGUGUCACUGUUAUCGAUAAGCACCCAGUUCCGUCUCCGUACUCUGCCGCAUGCGAUAUCAACAAGAUUAUCCGCAGCGAGUACGACUCGCAUUUCUACGCCAAAAUGAGCCUUGAUGCAAUUGAAGCGUGGAAUUCCGACCCAGAGUACUCAGAAACGUACUUUGAGUGCGGCAGAUUGUCUGUCUGUCCAAAGUCGAAUUCCAACAGGCGAAGAUUUGACGAUAUAAGUAUCGCUGUGCUUGGUGAGCUGGGCAAGGCUGAUAAAAUUACCAAGUACGCCGACGCCGUCUCUCUGAAACGGGAUCUGCCCUGUCUGGCAGACUGCCAAUUUUCGUCAGAGGAUGUGUAUGUCUACAACGGCAGGGCCGGAUACGCACAUUCGUCUAAUGCCCUGAAAGCAGCUUGGAGAAAAGCUGUCCGGUGCGGUGUCCAAUUCGUCUUUGGCGAGGCUGGAGAGGCCGUCGGAAUAGAGCAGACCGACGGUAAGACUGCUGUGGCUGCGAAGUCUGGAGCCAGAUACACUGCAGACAAGAUUCUUGUCGCUUGUGGUGCGAGCUCUGGAUUUGUUGUGAAUGUCGCCGGCGUGCAAGCAGCCACUGGUCUCUUUGUCACACACAUCCAGCUGACUCCCGCAGAGGCCGCAGAAAUGGAGGAUAUUCCGGUGAUUUUUGACGCGGGUCUUGGGUAUUUUUUCCCGCCUGAUAAGGAAACCGGGCUUGUGAAAGUUUGUAUAUCUGGCGUGGCAGCAGCAAACAAUGUGGCAAAUCCUCACGAUUAUGGCACGGUGUCAUUGCCGCGCUACAAACAUGACACAGCAACGGACACAAUUCCGCAAAAUUCGCUUUCUCAGGCGCGCAGGCUGCUGACCAAGUACUUUCCUGAGCUGGCUACCAAGCCUUUUAUAGGAAGCAAAACCUGCUGGAUAGCAGAUAGCUCGAACUCAGACUUCAUCAUAGACAAGGUUCCUGGCCAUUCGGACGUAUAUCUUGCGUCGGGAGACUCUGGCCACGGAUUCAAGUUUCUUCCAAUUAUCGGGAGCUAUGUGCUGGCGAUGUUGGAGGGCCGUCUGGAUGCUACAACUGCAGAAAGAUGGAAGUGGAGGGGUGAGCCAGAGGGGCUGGAGAAGUACAAAAAUACGGACUGGAAACUGACCAAGCAGCUGUUGGAGUUUGACCAGAUCACCUUUGCCAAAGAGUGA
This is a messenger RNA of Ogataea haglerorum, 1272 nucleotides long. RefSeq lists its product as uncharacterized. The record is from RefSeq and is a predicted model, not a curated record. Gene Ontology annotation, molecular function: sarcosine oxidase activity; flavin adenine dinucleotide binding; saccharopine oxidase activity. Bases 1 to 1272 code for a protein of 423 amino acids. Lineage: Eukaryota; Fungi; Ascomycota; Pichiomycetes; Pichiales; Pichiaceae. The transcript has a single exon.